GGUUGCAGUUCGUGGGGUUGCGGUGGCACUAGCCGCUGCCACCUUUGCUGGAGCAGGCUCUCGCCCUCUCGCUGCGGCCUUCGUGACACCGGUAGCGCCGCCUUCAUCCUAUACGCCUGCAAGAAGCAUGUAUUUCGCUAGGAGUCGCGGAGCCGCUGCCAAGGCGACAACGGCAAGCAGGAGAGCGGUGUGGUGGCCGCAACAACAGCAACGGCGGCAGCCUCCUGCUGGCGGUUUAUCGCGCAUGAUGUCGGCUGCACCUCCCGGUGGUGGCGGGACAGCAGCUAACGUAAUGCUGGGCAGCAGCAGCAGCGGUCACCAGGAGGUUCCGACGGGCGUGGAUGUGGUCGUGGUCGGGGGCGGUCACGCCGGGUGCGAGGCGGCGUCGGCCUCGGCGCGGGCCGGCGCCAGGACGGUCCUGGUGACCCAGAAGAAGGAGACCAUCGGUGAACUGUCUUGCAACCCUUCUAUCGGGGGUAUCGGCAAGGGGCACAUCGUCCGGGAGGUCGACGCCCUGGACGGUGUUAUGGGGAGGGUCAUCGACCGCGCGGGAAUCCACUUCCGGAUGCUCAACAGACGGAAGGGGCCCGCCGUGCGGGGUCCGCGAGCGCAGGCGGAUCGCGAUCUAUACCGGACAGCCAUGCAGGUAUUGCCCGCCUAG
Messenger RNA from Ectocarpus sp. CCAP 1310/34, 661 nucleotides. The record is from the annotation of a GenBank genome assembly. NCBI's taxonomy places the organism in Eukaryota, Phaeophyceae, Ectocarpales, Ectocarpaceae.